Daucus carota subsp. sativus is the source of this 1368-nucleotide messenger RNA. Its product is annotated as thylakoidal processing peptidase 1, chloroplastic-like. Gene Ontology annotation, molecular function: serine-type endopeptidase activity. Lineage: Eukaryota; Viridiplantae; Streptophyta; Magnoliopsida; Apiales; Apiaceae. Gene Ontology annotation, biological process: thylakoid membrane organization. Bases 317 to 1240 code for a protein of 307 amino acids. Gene Ontology annotation, cellular component: plasma membrane; chloroplast thylakoid membrane. The record is from RefSeq and is a predicted model, not a curated record. The transcript has 6 exons.
AACACCCGUCUCAAUUUUUGGAUCAUCACAAAUUUUCAACGCCCUCUCUCUCUCUCUCUCUCUCUGUGAUCAUUCUCAGAGAGAGAUCUCUUUCUACAGUCCCCAUCUUUUUUUUCCCUAGGGUUUCGAUCUCUCUGAUCUCCCUUCACUCCUCUUUUUUACUUAAUCCUUUUCGAUUCAUCUAAUUUUCACAAACCCUGAUUUCUCGUUAAGUCACAAUGUAUUCUUGGUGCUGUUAGGGUUUCUAUUACUCUCCUCGAUUCUCAAAAACUUCACACUGUUAAAUUACUUUCUUUGUCUUUACAAAUUUACCAUUAUGGCUAUCAAGAUUACCGUUAACUUUUCUGGUUACCUGGCUAACAACCUGGUAUUAAACGCUGCCACGAAAGCCCGGACUACGAGUCCGGGCUUUCGUGGCUCGUUUUCAGCUCGAACGAUUUUUACUAAUUGUUCGAGCUUGAAUUUAACACCGAGGUCUAAGUUGACCUCGGUGUUGAAAUCUUCGGGUUUUGUUUCGGAGAUUUCGCCUUUUUUACAUGUUUAUAAGUGGCUACCUUGUAAUGAGAUGAGAGUUAGGGCUGAGGUGGAUAAGGGAGGGACAGAAGGGGGCAAUGUGAAUGUAUGUUGUGGGGGAUUUUCUGGUGUUGAUUUUGAGAGGAGUAAUUGGUUGGCGAAGCUGUUGAGUUGUUGUUCGGAGGAUGCUAAGGCGGCUUUUACUGCUAUUAGUGUUAGUAUUUUGUUUAGGUCGUCGUUGGCUGAGCCUAGGUCGAUUCCCUCGAGGUCUAUGGCUCCGACUCUUGAUGUUGGUGAUCGCAUUCUUGCAGAGAAGGUUUCAUAUGCUUUCAGAAACCCAGAAGUGUCGGACAUUGUGAUAUUCAGUGCGCCUCCAAUUCUUCAGAAAAUUGGUUAUAGCGCUGAUUAUGCAUUUGUAAAACGCGUCGUUGCAAAAGCUGGGGACUCUGUUGAGGUUCGAGAUGGAAAAUUGAUUGUAAAUGGAGUUGAUCAAGAUGAGGACUAUAUUUUGGAGCCACUUGCUUAUGAUAUGAAGCCUCUGGUUGUGCCUGAGGAACAUGUGUUUGUGUUGGGGGACAAUCGAAAUAAUAGUUACGAUUCUCAUAACUGGGGUCCUCUCCCCAUCAGCAACAUAAUCAGUAGAUCCGUUCUCCGGUAUUGGCCACCCUCAAGAAUAGCCGAUACAAUAUAUGAACCUUAUGCAGGGAGAACCGUCGCUGUUUCAUAACAUCUUGUGUGUUUGUUUUCGCCACUCUUCAUGUUCGUGUUUUUGUAAAAAAUUGUUUUUAACAAUCUUCACUUUUUGUUUUAUGUAUAAAAUGCUCAACUAAUGAACGGAAAAAGUAAGCUUGUCCA